Messenger RNA from Cercospora beticola, 815 nucleotides. RefSeq names its product ferroxidase (gene YFH1). The record is from RefSeq and is a predicted model, not a curated record. Gene Ontology annotation, molecular function: iron chaperone activity; ferrous iron binding; 2 iron, 2 sulfur cluster binding. Lineage: Eukaryota; Fungi; Ascomycota; Dothideomycetes; Mycosphaerellales; Mycosphaerellaceae. Gene Ontology annotation, biological process: intracellular iron ion homeostasis; iron incorporation into metallo-sulfur cluster. Gene Ontology annotation, cellular component: mitochondrion.
CCGUCAUCGCGUGCACAAGCUUGCAACACCUUGACUGCUGCAGCAAACCAUCUCACAUCACAUCUGUUGACGGACAACACACAUCUCUCCCCCUUGAUCGCUGCGCAGAAUCAACCUCCGUGGUCACCUGUCUUCACCAUGUCCGCACCGCCCACGACACGCCUGCUGCGCCAAUGCCUCCGCCGCACCUCGAAAGCGGUUGCGCAGCCCACUCCCCACCGACAGAUGCACCGCCAGGCCCUCCGCCAAACGAUACGUCCCGUCACCUUGUCGCAUCCGCGAUGGCUCUCGAUCACAUCUACCGCUCGCGCUGGCAUCAUGCCUGAGACAGAAGACCCCAAGCCGCCGAAUGAUGAAGCUGUAGAACCCGGCAGCCUGCACGCCGCACAGCUCACCGACGAGGAGUAUCAGCGGCUGUCUGAUCUGCAGAUGGAUGCCGUACAUGAGAAGGCAGAGGCUAUGCAGGAGUCGCGGGAAGACGUUGAAGUGGAGUACUCUGCCGGUGUGCUGAACAUUGUGUUCCCACCCAAUGGCACCUAUGUUCUCAACAAGCAGCCGCCGAAUAAGCAGAUUUGGCUGUCAUCGCCUCUGUCCGGCCCCAAGCGCUUCGACUGGGUGGUAUCGGGGGAGAGCAUGCAUCAGAAAGAGGGCGGAGGUCAUGGAGAUUGGGUGUACCUGCGCGACGGCACGAGGCUCAAUGCUUUGUUGAGCAAGGAGCUCGGAUUGGGUAUUGAUCACAGCGAGGAAGAUAUGGCUCCCAGCAAGGAUGCAACAGAAUAGACGGCUGGACAGAGGGCUGCCAGAUGCAAUUGGCC